This is a messenger RNA of Frankliniella occidentalis (western flower thrips), 1951 nucleotides long. Its product is annotated as probable cytochrome P450 6a14. The record is from RefSeq and is a predicted model, not a curated record. Gene Ontology annotation, molecular function: oxidoreductase activity, acting on paired donors, with incorporation or reduction of molecular oxygen; iron ion binding; monooxygenase activity. The coding region runs from base 141 to 1655 and encodes 504 amino acids. NCBI's taxonomy places the organism in Eukaryota, Metazoa, Arthropoda, Insecta, Thysanoptera, Thripidae. The transcript has a single exon.
GGGAGAGGCAGAGCCCGCGGGGCAGCGGCGGAGAACGGGGAGGGGUAGGGCUGAACACACGGCCUGCCGCUCGACUGUGCGUGCCGCGAUCCGAUGCGAGGCACGCCUGCCAGUCCGCUCCGACGAGACACACGAACAGCAUGGACCUGACGACGAUCCUGGCCGCGGUCGCCGCGGUCCUGGUGCCCACAUUCAUGUACUUGCACUACCAGUACCGUUACAGCCACUGGAAGAAGAGGGGGGUGCCCCACCCCAAGCCCCUCCCCCUUGUCGGCAACUUCGCCUUCAUGAUAACACGCUCGAAGAGCUUCUCCACGGCGUUCAUGGACUUUGCCACUCCCUACAAAGAGAACGGAUAUUGCGGAGUGUACCAGUUCGGGCAACCGCUGCUCUUGGUGUGGGACCCCGAGAUGGUGAAGCAGGUGGUCACCAAGGACUUCAGCAGCUUCCACGACCGCGGCCUACCCUCCCACGAGCACGACCCUCUGAGCCAGCACCUGUUCAACCUGAGCGGCACCAAGUGGCGCAACCUGCGCAACAGGCUCAGCCCCUCCUUCACGUCGGGCAAGCUCAAGCUCAUGUUCCCCCUCAUGCGCGAUAUUGGUGACGAGCUGAACCGCCAGGUGACUCUGGACGCCAAGAAGACGGACUCCCACGAGGUAGAGAUCAGUGCGCUGCUCUCUCGCUACGCCACCGACGUCAUCGGGUCGGUCGCGUUCGGCAUACAGUGCAACUGCCUUCGUGAUCAACAGAACGAGUUCCUCGAAAUGUCCAAGAAGCUGUUCCGACAGUCGCCUGCGCAGCUGGCCCGCCUGUUACUCGAACUAAUCCACCCCAAGUUGGGUGGGCUUUUGCCCAUCAAGUGGGUCUUCUCCCGAGUGCAUCACUUCUUCGUCAACCUUAUAAAGGACACGGUCGAGUACCGCGAGAAGAACAACGUGGAGCGCAACGACUUCGUGCAGCUCAUGAUGCAGUUGCGGACCGAGGACCUGGCCCACGUGGACCCGGAGAACCACAUCGAGCUCACUUACGGCGUGAUGGCGGCGCAGGGCUUCGUCUUCUUCAUCGCCGGCCUCGACAACGUGGCCAACACGAUCUCCUUCGCCUUGAACAAGCUGUCUGUCGACCCGGAGCUGCAGCAGAAGCUGGCCGACGAGGUGCGGGGCGUGCUGCGCCAGCACGACGGCGAGCUGACCUACGCCGCCCUCAAGCAGAUGGACCUGCUGAACCGCGUGCUGCUGGAGGCCAUGCGUCUCUGGAGCCCCGUCGGCAUGCUCAUCCGCAAGUGCAACGCCACCACCAAGGUGGGCGACGUCGUCGUCGACAAGGGGCAGAUGGUCUUCGUGUUGACCCAGGUGGCGGCCAUGGACGAGAACCAGUUCCCGGAGCCGCAGCGCUUCGACCCGGACCGCCACACGCGCGAGGCCAAGGACGCGAGGCACCCCUACGCCUUCUCGCCCUUCGGCGAGGGCCCCAGGAAUUGCAUCGCAGAGCGCUUCGCGCUGCUGGAGAUGCGGCUCGCCCUCGCGCUCCUCAUCCGGGACUUCGUGUUCACUCCGGGCCCCAGGUACGAGCCCGAGGUCGAACUUGAUCAAAAGUCCUUCUUCCCGAGGCCGAAGAACGGGUUCCACCUGCAAGUAGCUGCCCGCGUCUAACAGACUUUCUUAAUACCUAUGAUAAGAAUUGAAUAAUUCAAAAAUGGCCUGAUUUUGUAGAAUACAAGGUUUGAGUGGGUGUCUACCUAGAAUUGCUGUGUGUGUUGUAUCCAACUAUAUGCAUGUAUUGAGUUUAAAAACCACGGCUGUGAUCUAGAUCUAUAUAAGGAUGUUGUUUGUAUUUUUUUUAAAUUCUGCAAUAUUUUUGUUUUGCUGCUCACGGCAUUAUUUGUGCAAUCGGUGCAUGUGUUAUUUUUUAAAAAGGUUUUGAUUAAAAAUAAAAAAACAUCGCUAAA